UGUGGGAAAAGUUGAGCUAAUCUUUGUGUGCGCAUGUUUUGCAAUCUCCCCGCAGUGUGUGUGAGAAACCAGAUCCUCUGCUCAGAGAUCGGAGCAGAUUCCCUCACAGUGACGUGUUGAAAGCCGUGAAAAAAAAAAGCGCAAAAACUCAGCUGCAGAGGCACUUGUCACCUGUAAUUGUUACAUUCAUUUAUAGCAUGUGGGAGUGGAAAGCUUGAUGUUUGUCCAAGACGUCUGUCUGUACACACACUCUGCGCUGCAGGCACUGAACAAGAAUCAUGCUCCUCUUAACUCUGCUGAUUAUUUUCGUGUCAAGUUCAACAUGCUCGGAGGUGCGUGUCCGUCAGAAAAGAGCCUGGAUCAUCGAUUCCUACUCGAUAGACGAGGAACACCCGGGGCCGUUUCCUUAUCUGCUGGGCAAGGUAAACAUCGACCGCGCUUAUCGGGUUUACUUUGAACUGCACGGCCAAGGAGUGGACCUGGAGCCGAAGAAUGUACUUCAAAUUAAUAAGGAGACGGGCGAAAUUUUUGUCCUUCGGCCUGUGGAUUACGAGAAGCAUCAAAUGCUAAAGCUAAGUUUCGAAGCCAAGAAGACGGAAAACUUUUUGAUUGACACUCGACUAGGAGUUGAGAUUUUAGUCAAUGACAUCAACGACAACCCCCCACUCUUUGAGAGACCUCUAUAUGAAGUCACGGUCGAAGAGGAUAGAAAACAAGGCUCCCAUCUCACCACUGUGCUAGCGUACGACGAGGACAAGAGAGACACCCUCAACUCAACUUUCCACUACCACAUCAAAUCGGUGUCCCCAAAGACUCCCAACAUUGAAUUCACCGUCAAAGAGACCGGAGCCCUGUCAUUUAAAGGCUGUUUCGAUCAUGAGGUGGCAAGCAAGUACACGUUGCUGGUAGAGGCCAUAGACCAAGGCGAGGUCGUCAAGUUGUCCAGUUCAACCACAGUCGUCAUCAAUGUGGAGGACGGCAACAACCACCUGCCAGUCAUCACGGGUCAAACGGGCUCUGGCAAAGUGAACGAAAACGAGUUUGGGGUCUCUCCUCUGCGCCUCCAUGCAAAGGACAGUGACAUGUUUCAGACCAAAGCCUGGAGAGUGCGAUACACCAUUCUAGGAGACAAGGAAGGACAGUUCAAGAUAGAGACGGACACAGAGACCAAUGAUGGGAUUCUGACUGUUGUAAAACCAUUAGACUUUGAAGAGGGAGCAACGAGAGAGCUGAAGAUCUCGUUUGAAAACGAAGCGCCAUAUCACUCCUGCAAAGUGAAGAGCCGUCCGUUCUAUGGCCUCUGGGACGUUGACAUCACUAAUGAGGAAAGUGGUGGCAUCAUUAGCAAAGAUACCACAACAGUUGUCAUCGAGGUAGUGGACGUGAACGACCCGCCGGUGUUCACCGUGACUGUCAAAGAGGCCAAGCUGCAGGAGGACGCGGCCAUCGGAACCUGGGUGGAGAAAGUGACAGCUGUGGACCGAGACUCCAGUUCUGCAAGCGAGUUCAUUUACAAAGUGGGACAUGAUCCUGCAGGCUGGAUGAAGAUCGACCCAAACACUGGGGACAUUACUACCAUAAAGAGGGUGGACAGAGAAUCCAUCCAUGUUGUCAACAACACUUACACCCUGAUACUGCAUGCAGUGGAUAAAGGUCAGCCAUCGAUGACAGGCACGGCUACACUGCAGAUCUACCUUAUAGACGUGAAUGACAAUUUGCCACAACUGACUGUGAAUGAUGUGGACGUCUGCUUGUCUGACGGCCCCAUCCCCACCAACAUCUCAGCCACUGACCAAGAUGGGAUGCCCUUUGGCGGGCCUUUCAUCUUUGAGCUGCUUGGGGACGUCAAAGGAAAAUGGAAACUGGAUCCAUCUUUUGGUUUUAAUGCUGGCCUGGUGAGGGAAUCCGGUGCGUAUGCUGGUUAUUACACUCUUAAAGUGAAGGUUUCAGACCUGCAGGGGGAGUAUAGCGUCUGUCGCCUGAACGUGACCGUGUGCUCUUGCUCUGUGGCACACAACUGCCGCAGUCGGAACGGCAAAACGCAUGACGUCGGCGGCGUCGUGGGCAUCGCACUGGCCUCGUUGGUUCUAACGUUCUUGGUGCUGCUGGCAGCAAUUAAGUGCACCUGCAAAGAGGAUUUUUCCCCAUUACAGACAGAUUAUUCUGGGUGUACAGGACACCUGAAAGAUUUUCACACUGAAAUACCAGGGACGGACUGCAAGGUGCUGCUACACGCUCACAUGAAAGAUGGUGAUAAGGACAAAAAUUCACCUAGUCAAGUUCCAAAGGGUCUCCCUACUGAAGAUGCUACCCCCGCGACCCGACCCCGGAUAAUCGGAAGAAGACGGACGGACAGACGGACGGAAGUUACAAAGGACUGGGAAUGGACGGGUACGGAUAAACGCAUCGACAAAUAUCACUGGGAGGGUCACAUGGAGAGAGACAGGUCCUCGGUCUAUAGAAGCUGGAGCAAGUGUGAAAAAAGCUACAAAUAUCAUGAAAUCAGAUUCCAUUCAGAAGAGGGAGCGCUGGUUGCCACGCGGAACUUGCUAACUGUGGACAACCUACCCGAUUAUGAGCCUCAUGUCUACGCAGAGGAGGGGGACCAAGACGCGGUAUCAGAUCUGGAUUACAAAUGUGAUGAAAAAGAACCUUCACUUGCUAGUGUGCUCGAGGAUUUAGGCCCAGCUUUUGAGGACCUGGCUUCCGUCUGUAUUUCACCACAAUUACAAAUCAAAAGCACAAAGACUAAAACCAUAUUUGUGCAACAUGACAUUUAAUGGCAAAUGUUGCACAUUUCUCCCUUUUU
This is a messenger RNA of Fundulus heteroclitus (mummichog), 2809 nucleotides long. It is a transcript of the gene cdh27, whose product is annotated as cadherin 27. The transcript is spliced from 16 exons. Gene Ontology annotation, cellular component: catenin complex; adherens junction; plasma membrane. The record is from RefSeq and is a predicted model, not a curated record. Bases 279 to 2780 code for a protein of 833 amino acids. Gene Ontology annotation, molecular function: cadherin binding; calcium ion binding. Gene Ontology annotation, biological process: multicellular organism development; adherens junction organization; cell-cell junction assembly. Lineage: Eukaryota; Metazoa; Chordata; Actinopteri; Cyprinodontiformes; Fundulidae.